AUGUGCAGAUCGAAUAUAGCAAAUGAUCCCAUUAUGUAUCUACCUAUGCAUAAUUUCGAAAGAAGCAGAAUAAUCAGAUGGAGAAUGGGAUGGCUACCCGGACGACCAACAACAUGUAAAAACUGCGCCACAACAUUAAACAAUAACACCACUAGAAAUCAUUUAACUCAAUGUCUAAAGUUACAUCAAAUAUUACAAGUACCGAUAAUCGUCACAUCACCUAUCGACUACAUCUUGAACCAACUACCAACAAAACAAAUCAGCAACAGAAUAAAGCAAAAUUACUUUAUUCAAAAAUGGAUACAACUCACAAAAAUAUUUAACAAAAUAGAAACACUUUGCCACACAACAGAAGACGAAAUGAAUCCAGACCCUGAGGAUAUCUCCCCGCUUAUCCAUUGGCUAAAACCACCAACCGCAAAUUAA
Messenger RNA from Mucor mucedo, 426 nucleotides. RefSeq lists its product as uncharacterized. NCBI's taxonomy places the organism in Eukaryota, Fungi, Mucoromycota, Mucoromycetes, Mucorales, Mucoraceae. The record is from RefSeq and is a predicted model, not a curated record. Bases 1 to 426 code for a protein of 141 amino acids. The transcript has a single exon.